AUGUGUUAUGUUAUUAUAACCGGCCGCAGUCUAGCAUGGCUGCUGAUAAGUUUGGCUGCUUUUAUGCUAAUUUUGACCGGUGUUAUGACGCCUAAAUGGUUGCUCGGCCAGCCAAACAUAGUGAAUGAAAACAAUAUAACCAGUUUUUAUGUUCCCAGUGUUGGUAUCUACAAUAGAUGUAUACGUACAGAACAUGACCGAAACCAUUGUGCUCCAUUCUCACUCUAUGGACUUGCAACUGAUUCAUAUGUGUAUCCUACUCCGUGGAAGGCAGCAAUGUUUUUUUUAUCCUUUUGUGCAGCUAUCCAGUUUUCUACAGUACUUGCAGGAGUUUUGGCAUGCUGUGUCCAAUCUGUAUUUAAAAAGAGUGUAAUAUCACUUGCAGGUGCCACUCAGGCAUUGGGAGGUUUGUUUGGUGUGCUGGGUAUACUGCUUUAUCCUUGGGGUUGGGGUGCUGCCCGAGUAAAGCGGCUUUGUGGUGAAUACUCUGAGCCUUACAUACCUGGGGACUGUUCUAUUGGUUGGGCCCUAUACAUGACAAUACUCGGAGUGGGUCUAGUGUUUUUGGCAAGUGCUUUAUCAAAGACAGCGGAUAAAGCGGCUAAUUCUGACAAAGUCCAGUUUAAAAUGGAUGAAGGGAAGCAGCUGAUUUGCCUUGCAUAA
Messenger RNA from Pieris macdunnoughi, 663 nucleotides. Lineage: Eukaryota; Metazoa; Arthropoda; Insecta; Lepidoptera; Pieridae. The record is from the annotation of a GenBank genome assembly.